AUGGGCAAGAAAGAAGCCUGGAACGAUGCUCGCGGCCGUAAUUGGCUGCCAGCGUGUGUCCAAGGGAACGACGCCUUAAACGCAGACCUGCUUUACGACUUGGCGAUAAAUCUGACGCCGAAACAACUCCUCAGGGGAAGAGACCUGAUCGGCACCCGCUUUCAUGAGGUCGACUUUUACGAGCUGGCAAUAAUUGACGAGUUCGACGACGACCGGCGAUUACGUGAUGUGUGGUCAGUUCAGGAAUGGCAUGGGCAACGGGUGGCUGAUUGUGGACCAGGGCCAAUCCCUUUGGGACGAAACAGCAUCGAAGGCUUACUGGUCAAAUGUAAGCGAUUGCGGGGAUUGGUCGGAAUGCUAAUGCUUAGAGACACGUUAUGCGACGGCCAAGACCUCGUCAUGGCGCGUUUACGGCUCCCUCGUCGUGGGUGCAAUGCAUCAUAUUUCAGAGCAAUCGUUUCAGCGCCGCAGAAGUGCGUCGAUUUCUUCAGGGCAUCGAAGACCAUCGCUCAUCGGCCAGCAGCCGUCGCGGGCGUCGAAAGGCCCAGGGGAGAAUUUGGCACUUUCGGAGACGUUGCUGAAAAGCGGUCAAUUAAGGCGACGAGUCAUCGUCGCCGCAGAGUAAGGCAUCGUUUUGCGUAG
Soboliphyme baturini is the source of this 642-nucleotide messenger RNA. The record is from the annotation of a GenBank genome assembly. NCBI's taxonomy places the organism in Eukaryota, Metazoa, Nematoda, Enoplea, Dioctophymatida, Soboliphymatidae.